Molecule: messenger RNA, 6243 nt
Organism: Penicillium alfredii
Lineage: Eukaryota; Fungi; Ascomycota; Eurotiomycetes; Eurotiales; Aspergillaceae
Exons: 7
Coding region: 1-6243 (2080 amino acids)
Molecular function (GO): protein binding; protein N-terminal-serine acetyltransferase activity; protein-N-terminal-alanine acetyltransferase activity
Source: RefSeq, a predicted model, not a curated record
AUGGCACGACCUGUUGGUCCAGCUAUCUCGUUCACACCGGCGUUGUUGCCGUCAAACAAAACAGUCCUUACAGGACGAACCAUCCUCCUGGAAAAACUUGAAUUGAACCAUGCCCACGACCUCUUCAAUCUAGUUGGUGGGAGUGACCCCGCGAGAGCAGCUCUGUGGGACUAUAUGGGCGAUGGACCAUACUUGCAUCGUGACGCUUUCGAGAAAAGCAUCGCUUCCAAAUCAGUCUCCCUGGAUCCAUUCUUUUUCGCCAUCAUCGAUAGACGCGACGACAGGCCGCGCUUCGGCAAGGCCAUUGGCUAUCUAUCUCUCAUGCGAAUUACUCCCGAUCAAUUGACCAUCGAAAUUGGGAAUGUGAUGUUUUCAUCUGCCCUGCAACGAACCACUUGUGCGACCGAGUCAAUUUACCUGUUGGCACGGCACGUAUUUCAAGAUCUGAACUAUCGACGAUUGGAAUGGAAAUGCAACGCGCUCAAUGAACCGUCUCGAAAGUCGGCCUUGCGACUGGGGUUUACAUACGAGGGGACAUUUCGACAGCAUAUGAUCGUCAAGGGAAGGAACAGAGACACAGCUUGGUUUUCAUUGUUGCAGGAUGAGUGGAAUGGGGUGAUCAAAAGUGCCAUGGAGCAAUGGCUGGACCCUAAAAAUUUCCACUAUGAUGGGAGCCAGAAAAAGAGUCUUCAAGAGUUGACGGCAGCAUGUAAAAAAUGGCUAAAUGACCGAACCGGGAACACGAACAAGGCCCAAGAGGCCGUUUGGAGGAGUAAGAGGGCAUCUCUGCCUGGCGCGAUCCUCCCGCUAAGCCGCCUCGUGUCCCAAAGCGGUAAUGAGCCGUGGCCCCAGUGGGGCCUGUUGCCUAAGGUUGUCUGCCCCCCAAAAUCGCAGAAGCCAAAAAUCAAGUCUCGGGCCAUCUGGUCAGAAUUCACCUUUUCAGAGUUGUCAUCCACCAUGGCUUCUUCUCUGCCUCCAGUACCGGUGAACCACCAUGACUUCUUGAGCUAUGUCCAGUCUCAUCCAGAGACUGCCAUGGACGAGCUGGUCCAGCCGUACAAUGAGUACGAUGCAGUUUUGCGCAAGACUUUUGCGCAAGAUCCUUGUGCUUCGAUUUUCAAUGACAACCAUGUCAAUAUCGUGCCUCUAUUUGAUGCCAAUGGCACGGCGGAUGUCCAAGUUCGCGCUCGGGACCUGGCCUCAGAGUCGCCAGAGCAAAAGGAGCGAUAUAUCUUGCCUCUGAAAGACCACGACCGGAAAGUUAAUGGUGCACCUGCGGUGGUUCCCACCUUGGAUGAGUUUCAGACCAACUUUACCAUCUUCACCGAGGGCGCCUUGAGCGAUUUCGACUGGAGCAAUGUCAUGGUGGCAGGAAGUGCCGUGGUGACCUCGCUUCUGCCCGUGCCAGAGAAAUACCGCAAGUCCAAGAGAGGUCUGCGCCAGUACUACCAUGAGACGCUUGCACCUGCUUCAGAUGUAGAUCUCUUCCUGUACGGGUUGACUGAGGAGCAAGCCAUCGACAAGAUCAAGGAAAUCGAAGACAAAAUCACCAACAGCAUCUUGUAUGAGACAACCACCAUCCGCACCAAGAACACGAUUACUAUUGCUUCGCAAUAUCCAACCCGCCAUGUGCAAAUUGUUCUGCGCAUCUACCACUCGGUGGCUGAAGUGCUGACUGGAUUUGAUGUUGACUGCUCCUGUGCCGCGUAUGAUGGUCGGCAGGUCUAUGCAUCUCCUCGUGCCAUUGCGGCAUACAUCACCCAGACCAAUCAGAUUGAUCUGACGCGCCGCUCGCCCUCGUACGAGAACCGACUGUCCAAGUAUUCGCACCGCGGAUUCGAGGUGUUUUGGUCACCGCUCAUCCGAUCGAAAAUCGAUCCGACAAUCUUUGAGCGAAGCUUCGCUCGGACGGUAGGACUGGCACGUCUGUUGGUGCUGGAGAAACUUCCCAAAUCCACCGACCGAGAGAAUUACUUGAACAAAAGACGCGUGGAGCGCGGAAGACCCAGCGCCAACAAUCUAUCCAUUCACAAUCGAAGGGAAUUGCGCGGGAAUAUCAAGAAUGAUUGGGACGACGAAGUCCCGGAAUGGCAGGAAGAAGACCAAGUGUCAAACUACCAUACCUUUGUCCGCACCAUUCCAUAUGGCCCCAGGUUCAAUGCGCGGAAAAUUGAAAAAUUGCUUUACGCCAAGGAUUUGCUGCUCAACGCCGAGUGGAACCAGCCCAAGGACCGAAAAGUCUACCUCCAUCGCCAUCCAGCAUUUUUCGGUGAUGCAAAGCAUGUCAUUGGCGACUGUUGCGGCUACUGCCCGAAGCCGAUGACUACCGAGGAGCUGGAAGUGGCAGAGGAGGAAAAGAAGACCUAUAUCUCCGGCGAUAUCUCCUUCAUCAAAGAUGACCCCGGCCGUCAAGAAAUUGGCAGUUUCAACCCAAUCACCGAGACAGAUUGGACUGAGAUGGCCUAUGUUGGUCAAACCGAGCGACUUUGCCAGGCCAUUGUAUCGAAUGAUGUGGCAACCGUACGAGAAUGCAUGGCAGAGGAAGGUACAAAUCCGGAUCGUCGUGAUUAUACCGGAAGGACGCCCCUUCAACUUGCCUGCAUGGGAUCCACUCCAGAAGUGGUCCAAUGCCUGGUUGACCAUGGCGCUCGACUUAUUGCGCGGAUGGUGGAUGGCAAGACGGCCCUCCAUCUCGCGGCUGCUCGAGGUAGUGCCGAGAUCAUUCGCAUUCUGCUUGUAAAAAGUGGCCAGAAUGAGGAAGAGGAGGACAGGAAACAGAAUGCUCGAAGGCAAGAGCGUGGUGAGCGACCAAAGGAUGACGACGACGAAGACAAAAUGGAUAUUGACGAGAGCGAUGUGGAUCUGGUAUCGUACACAUCCGCGUCGUUUGUGAAAGUUGAAAAGGACUCUGACUCCGACAUGCCUCCUGCCGGAGAGAGCUUGGAAGACACGAAUGAGCUCGACCCGGAUAUCUAUGAUAUCAAUGUGGUAUCUUGGGACCGGUUAACAUCGCCUCUGCAUCUCGCCAUUCUCCACGGUCACGUUGAUGCCGUGAAGGAGCUUGUCGCUUCAUUUGGAGCCGACGUCUUGAUGCCAGUGAAAGUGCUCAAUGAUUGGAGUAGAAAGCCCGAAGCCGCCAUUCUUUCCCUCGUUCUUGCUUUGGCUCUUCCACUGGACAAAGCCCAGGAGAUGUCGAGAACGCUUCUUGACCUGAGUGCAUCGCCAGCCCAGGGUGACAUGAAACAAAAUACACCACUGCACUACCUGGCUAAUUCCAACUACAAUGAGCUCUUCGACAUCUAUUUGCAACACGACGGGCCAGGUUUCAAGCGCGCCAUCGACCACCUGAUGGUGACUGGCUGGUCGUACUCUCCCGGCGUGAUCUCCCCCCUGAUACUGGCAUUGAAUGCAAAAAAUCCCAUUGGAGCCAUGAAACUCUUAGAAGCGGGGGCCAAGCCAGUCAUCGAAUUCCCCGAGUAUGUCAAAGCAGUCAAGGCCAAAUUUGACGAUGCGUUUGCAUACACGUCACCUGAACAGACCCAAGAUGUAUUCAACAAAAACGUUCAGCAGCCAUUGCUUUGCGCCGUCAACAAUGAACUGCCUCAGAUUGCCUUCGAGCUGCUGAAGCGUGGGGCCGAUCCAACUGUCGAGAUUCAUGUUUCAUACAAGACCCUUCAGCAGACGAUCCUGGACCGUGUUCGGGAAAAGAUCAGAGAGAUGCAUUAUUUCCUGAAUAAACAGCCCGACGAUGUUCCCCCGCCUCGAGCACCGGAUGAGGAUGACAACGUGUACCUCGCGAGCUUUCCGGAGGGCUCAUACCGGAGAUGGACCGGAAAGGCGUUGCUGGAGAAAGCUCGACAGGAGUACGAGAAAGACAAAGACUCUUAUGACAAGGCUGGGGUGGCAUACGACAAUCCACCGGGCCUUGACGAAAAGAAACAGGCAGUAAAGGAACUGGUUCAUGAAUUCGAAAAACUGGAAGAGGAUUUGCUGUCACGCGGCGCCAAAACUUUCCAGGAGCUCCAUCCUGACACUCAUCAGCCUGGUCAGCCCCAACAGCCCCCCUGCAAGUACGAGGAACCAAAGCCUUUUGAAGUUGUUUUCAAUUUCAAGACACCUACCCUUAAUGAGGCUACCCGAGAAGGAUAUCUGCAACUGUUCGAGGCAGCAUGGCGUGGAGACCUUGCUACGAUCAAAUCCCUGACCCUGGCAAUGUGGGGUCCAGCUGGAGAUCAGCUACCUCUGGAAAUCGCAGUCUGUGACGAGCACUUUUUCUCGCCUCUUGCGAUUGCGAUUCUCCGAGGCCACUUGGAUCUUGCAACGGCGAUUCUAGACAUUCUUCGGGCCCAGUAUAAGGUCAAGGAUCUCGAACCUCGCAAGCGGUUCAAAAUGAACGACGAUGACUCCAGUGAUGACGAGGCAUCAGGCGAUGAUGACAGCGAUGAUCUGAGCAUCCAAAGCGAGGCUGCAGACAAGCCGCUCACAUAUGAGAACAUUGGAGAGGUGAAGACGCAGGUGGAAAGCAAUGUCACUCCGUUGAACGCCUUGACGCAAUGCUGCUCGGCGGAUCUGUUCAUCGACAUCACGUCCACCACAGCCUCAAGGGGCGGACCUUCUUCCCCGCUGUUUAUGCCAAACCUGAAGUCUGAUGACCCUGGGAACGCCCUUGAUCUCAUGAGAUAUGCAAUCAUUCGCAACGAUGUGACCAUGCUCGUAUUCCUCCUGGAGAAUGGCCAGCGCCUCGCCAAGACCGAUCCCAGUGAAGAACAAGUGACCUAUUCCGUAUCCCGGGAUGACUUCCAACUUGCAAUCAUUCUGGGACGCGUCGAUUGCCUUGCCGAGAUGAUCAAGAGGAACGCCGCUGGUCUGCCGUUGGCCAAAAUCAGUAAAGAAUGGGGUGCUCAGACGAAGGAACAACCUCAGUACUACCCAGGACUGUCGAUUCGAGGCCAGAAACGCACGGACUGGGCUGAAAGAAGCCGGUAUGGGACUUCAACAUCGACCGCAAAAGAUGAACAACGGUCGCCUCUUUUGAUUGCUGCCAUACAAGGAAGCCUUGCAAGUACAGAAUGGUUCCUUGGCACGGCCCCGGGCCGCUAUUACCUCGAGUACAUGGACUCGCACAAGGAUGACAAGAUGGUGCAAAGACUGGCGAGCUCCAAGUCUGGUAUAGAGAAACCCGUGUUGAACUGGCUGAGCCUGAGAGAUAACCUGGUUCUUCACUGCGCGGUUAUGUCCCGGCCGACAGAGGAGUCGGAAAGCCUGGUUCGGUAUCUCAUCAAGCAUUACCCCGAAAAUAUGGAGGUCCGAUCCGCCGAAGGACACACGCCCCUUGCCGUCGCCUUUUCCCUGCGUCGGGUCCGUUUUGCUCGCAUCCUUAUCGAGAGCGGUGCCAACCAAACUGUCAGGGACUGUUUUGGCAAGAACCUCCUCCAUCUUACUCUGAGCGCCAUUGAUCUUUUGCCGAGCACCAUGUUGGGGACACUUUCCGACAUACUUGGUCUGCUGGACAAGCAGCUAGUGCCGACUCUACUGCUGGAGCGUUCUCGGAGGGGGUCGGCAACGCCAUUCGCAUUGUUGCUCAAGGGACUUCCCCAGUCCAGUCGUGAAACUCACGGGUGCUGGGGGCCCCCCGCCUAUGGUGACGAUUACUUCGCGGGAGACAGAGCUGAAGUCACACGAAUCCUGCUCGAGUUCAGUGAGGGCACUAACCACAAAUACCUCGAGCUCCUCGAUGACUCGGGCAACACGCCAGUUCACGAAGCAGUACGGAAACAGUUCCCUGAGAUGCUGGACUUGAUUCUUGCGCGCCGUCCGGACCUGCUCUACCGCGAGAGCGCGACGGGAAAUACUCCAUUGGAAAUGGCCGUGGACGCCUGGGUCAAUGAGACUACGCGCGCGCCUCCCAUCCUUCCAGACCAAAGAUAUUACGAUGCCUCGGGCGAUUCGCUGCGCGGCGAUUUGGUUAGUCGGUGGGAGAAAUACUUUUUGAAAGAGCCGACAACCCAGGGGAUGGAGGAGAUUAUUCUGAAUGUCUGCCGGAAACAUUGCCAGGCCCAACCAAAGAGAAGGCUGGUUAGCCUCUUCGAGGCUAAUGAAGUGGCCAGGAGAUUGGCGUCGAGGCAUCAAGCUACAGAGUCCAAGGAAGCUGACAUAACUCCAUGGAUCAGGCGUGAGUAUGGCGGAAAUGUCGUUGAUGAGGUGGCGGAGUGGUAUUCGACAGCGAAGAUGCUGGCUGGGUAG